GCAGCCCCGCCCCCGUCCCCUCCUCUCCCCCCUCAGCAUCCGUGGAGCGGGCGAGCAUGGACCAAACCCGCCUGCCCUGGCACCAUGACGCUCGCCGGCUUCGCGGUCGCUCUGAUUUUAGGGGCGCUCCCCGAGGUGGCCGCCUCUGAGCCGGUCCUGAGUUACCCUCUUCACCCUCGCCACCCGCCCCCUCCGGGUCCCCAGUCCUCUUACCACCUUCCCAUUCCGCGGCCACAGCAGAGGACACCCCCACCGCCCUCUCCCCCGCGCGCCCCGCGCCCCCCGCCGGCGCGCCCCCCGCCGGCGCGCCCCGCCUCGCGCCCGCACGCCCUCUGCGCCCGGCACGCGCCCCGGCCGCACCCCGCGGACUGCCCGGCCCGCGCGCCCGGGGCCAACGUGACGGACUUCGGCGCCCCGUGCCUGCGCUGGGCGGAGGUGCCAGCCCUCCCGGCGCGCGCGCCCCCGGCGGGCUGGGCUCAGCUGCGAGGGCAGCGCCACAACUUUUGCCAGAGCCCGGACGGCGCGGGCAGACCCUGGUGCUUCUACGGGGACGCCCGCGGCAAGGUGGACUGGGGCUACUGCGGCUGCAGGCACGGGUCCGUACGACUUCGAGGUGGCAGAACCGAGUCGGAAGGCACGGUGGAAGUGUACGCCAAUGGCGUUUGGAGCACAGUGUGUGGCAGCCACUGGCAUGACUCUGCUGCCACGGUCAUUUGUCACCAGCUGCAGCUGGGAGGAAAAGGAGUAGCAAAACAAACUCCGUUUUCACUACUGGGCUUUAUUCCCAUUUAUUGGAGCAACAUCCGUUGCCGAGGAGAUGAAGAAAAUAUACUGCUUUGUGAAAAAGACAUCUGGCAGGGAGGGGCGUGUCCUCAGAAGAUGGCAGCUGCUGUCACAUGUAGCUUUCCCCAUGGCCCAGCGGUGAGGAGCUCGCCUGUCAUCCGCCUCGCUGGGGGGAGCAGUGCCUAUGAAGGCCGGGUGGAGCUCUACCACGCUGGCCAGUGGGGCACCAUCUGCGAUGACCAGUGGGAUGAUGCGGAUGCAGAAGUGAUCUGUAGGCAGCUGGGCUUAAGUGGCAUUGCCAAAGCUUGGAACCAGGCAUAUUUCGGGGAAGGAUCUGGACCAGUAAUGCUGGAUGAAGUGCGGUGCACUGGGAAUGAGCUUUCUAUUGAGCAGUGCCCAAAGAGUUCCUGGGGAGAGCAUAACUGUGGCCAUAAAGAAGAUGCUGGAGUGUCUUGCACCCCUCUAACAGAUGGGGUCAUCAGACUCGUAGGUGGUAAAAGCAGCCAUGAGGGUCGCCUGGAGGUGUACUAUAGGGGACAGUGGGGGACUGUCUGUGAUGAUGGCUGGAAUGAGCUGAAUACAUAUGUGGCUUGCCGACAGCUGGGAUUCAAAUAUGGCAAACAAGCCUCUGCAAACCACUUUGAAGAAAGCACGGGGCCCAUAUGGUUGGAUGAUGUCAGCUGCUCGGGAAAAGAAGCUAGCUUCCUUCAGUGUUCCCGGAGACCGUGGGGAAGGCAUGACUGCAGCCAUCGUGAAGAUGUGGGCCUCGCCUGCUUCCCCGGCAGCGAUGGACACAGACUCUCUCAGGGUUUUCCUAUCAGACUGAUGGAUGGAGAAAAUAAGAAAGAAGGACGAGUGGAGGUUUUUAUCAAUGGCCAGUGGGGAACAAUUUGUGAUGAUGGGUGGACUGAUAAAGAUGCAGCCGUAAUCUGUCGACAGCUUGGCUACAAGGGUCCUGCCAGAGCAAGAACCAUGGCUUAUUUUGGGGAAGGAAAAGGACCCAUACACGUGGAUAAUGUGAAAUGCACAGGAAAUGAGAGGUCCCUGGCCGACUGUAUCAAACAAGAUAUUGGAAGACACAACUGCCGUCACAGUGAAGAUGCAGGAGUUAUUUGUGACUAUGUAAGCAAGAAAGCAUCCGCUAACAGUCAUAAAGAGGCCCUUUCCUCGGUUUGUGGUUUGAGAUUACUGCACCGGCGGCAGAAGCGGAUCAUUGGUGGAAAAAAUUCCUUAAGGGGUGGCUGGCCUUGGCAAGUGUCCCUCCGGCUGAAGUCUUCCCAUGGAGAUGGCAGGCUCCUUUGUGGGGCCACGCUUCUGAGCAGCUGCUGGGUCCUCACAGCGGCGCACUGCUUCAAGAGGUAUGGUAACAGCACUAAGAACUAUGCUGUUCGAGUUGGGGAUUAUCAUACUCAGGUGCCUGAGGAAUAUGAGGAAGAAAUUGGAGUUCAGCAGGUCGUGAUUCACCCAGAGUACCGACCAAACAGCAGCGACUACGACAUCGCCCUGGUGAGACUGCAGGGACCAGAAGAGCAGUGUACGAGGUUCAGCAGCCACGUCUUGCCUGCCUGUUUGCCCCUCCGGAGGGAGAGGCCACAGAAAACAGCCUCUAAUUGUUACAUCACGGGAUGGGGAGACACAGGACGAGCCUAUUCAAGAACUCUUCAACAAGCUGCCAUUCCCUUACUUCCCAAGAGGUUUUGUGAAGAACGUUAUAAAGGCCGGUUUACAAGGAGGAUGCUGUGUGCUGGAAAUCUCCAGGACCACAAACGCGUGGACAGCUGCCAGGGCGACAGCGGAGGACCACUCAUGUGUGAAAGGCCAGGCCAGAACUGGGUUGUGUAUGGGGUGACCUCCUGGGGGUAUGGUUGUGGAGUCAAGGAUUCACCAGGUGUUUAUACAAAAGUCUCAGCCUUUGUACCUUGGAUAAAAAGUGUCACCCAACUCUGAUUCUUCCUGAAAAACUCAAGAGAAAACACACUAUCGAAAUACCUGUUGGAAAGAUUUCAGGCUAAAAUUCACUCAACAAGUGAGGACUUUUAUGUUUAUGUUUAAUUAUGUUUCCCUCCCCUUUGCUGCUUUUAAGAUUUGUGAUGUGAACAUUUUUGGCUAGAUACCUCAGUGUGAUUCUGAUUACAUUCAGUUACCAUUGUUGCCUGCCCAAAGCAGUUUUACUGGUGAUUAAAUUCUUUAUUCUCAUUUAAGCUACAUUGAUCUCUUUUGCCUGUUUCUGAGCAUUCUCGAGAUUAUCAAAUAUUGAGAAAAAGGCCAUUUUUACAUUUUGAUUGAGAAUGCCUUGUAAUUGAAUUGAUACAUGCAUUCACAUUUUAGAUAAAAAAGUACCCUUACUAUACUCAAGUAGUGGGAGUUCUUAAAAAAAAAGAAUACAUGUUUCUAUCUGGGUAAGCCCUGUCAAGUAAGGAAAUCCAAGGCCAAAAUGGUAAAGGAAUAUUCAUCAUAAAUCUCAACUGGAACAGGAUCAAGCCACAGGGAUAUAUGUCCAAUCACAAUUAUUCCCAAGAAGCCAUCAUACCAAGCACUAUGGCAACUAUGACAAAAAAUAGAUUCUAGCUCCAGGUAUGUUACAAGCAAAACUUGCAAUUCCUGCUAACAAAGAAUGCCUUCAAGUUAUUGGUUGCACAAGUCAAUAUAUCCACUUUUCUAUCUCCUGUUCUUGCUUCUAACCUUACAAGUCUUCUGGAUAUGAUGAGAGUGCCACCUACUGCAACUUUCUAGUAAUUGGUCAAAACUGCAGAUUCCCCAAGACUGUUACCUUAUAGAACCUGACAGGGGUAUACUGUUUAAAAAAAAAUGCUUUCCAUGCCAGUUAGGUGAAGGCUCCACACAAGUUUUCAACCAACUUACUGUACUAAAUACUGCGUAAGUUCACUGUGCACCUCAAUUUACAAAGGACUUAAAAUUUUAGGAAAACAGGUCUAGAAGCCAGUUGAGACAGCUGAUUUUGAAAGGCAACUGCAGAAAGAAGUCCUGAUGCUGACAAUGGUUACCAGCCCACACCCUGAAGUUUCUCCUCUACUUACCAAAGGGCAAGAGAAAGCUGCUUAUCACACAUCCUGAAAUCUAUCCUUGGCAGCAGUACAUAAUCUGUACCCAAGUAUGAGGUAUGUCCCUCGAGACACCUAAAUAAUUUUUAGACAUGACUGCCAAUGAAUCCUCCCUGAAAUCCUAAGAAAACUCUUGUUAUAUGCAAGAGGUAGAUGUAAUGACAAAAAACCAUAAAGUUUAAUGUUAACUUUAGCAUUGAGUGGCUUAAAUAGUCUCCCCCUCAAGUUGCUCAUAACAAUGGACUGGACCUUUUGCAUCAAAUCAUGUCAUUUUUGUAAAUCCUCAGCUUUGUUUAAAAAAAAAGUUAACUGGUGCUUACCUAAUGGUGCUUUAUAGUUUACAACUUUGCAAAAAUGUAAUGUUAUUUAAGUAGGAUUACAUUAAAACUUCUAAAAAGCUCAAGAUUUUGAUAGAGGGAAAAUGUUUAAGUGUCACAUAAUGUAAUGAUUGAGCUGCAUCUAAUGUAGCUUGCACAAGGGCUUGGGAAGAAUGUGCAAUACAGGUGAGAAAGUCUGCAGAAACCCCUCACAGGCUGCCCUUAUAACUAGUGCUGGAGGAAGCAACAUUUAUAUUGAAAUUCAACUGAGCUAGGCUGGCAGACAAAGUUAUCAGUUUGUUCAAGCUUGAAUUGGAAUACUUUGUAACAUGUUAUAGCUCAUUUCUUGGUAACUGACUUUUACUAUAUACAAGUGUUUGUUGCAUAUUUGUGUAAAUAAAGCACAUAGCUUUUC
Molecule: messenger RNA, 4577 nt
Organism: Talpa occidentalis (Iberian mole)
Lineage: Eukaryota; Metazoa; Chordata; Mammalia; Eulipotyphla; Talpidae
Gene: PRSS12
Product: serine protease 12
Exons: 13
Coding region: 85-2730 (881 amino acids)
Biological process (GO): proteolysis
Cellular component (GO): synaptic cleft; dendrite; membrane
Molecular function (GO): serine-type endopeptidase activity
Source: RefSeq, a predicted model, not a curated record